AUGAUCAGAAGAGCUGCCGCGCGUGCGGUCUUCCGAAGAGUUCCUCUACUUAGACCGCCAUUGGCCCUGGCCACUCUCGCGCGUUGUGUCUCAACAACACCCCGAAUGGCUCAGGUCCCUGCAAACCCAUUCUCCUCUGGCUCCCCUCCAGCCGAUGCCUUCCAACUACUGCCUGAGUCCGAAAAGGCUGGCGUUGCCGAAGACGAGCUAUACGAAGCACAGAUCAAAGAGGUCGAGGCAUGGUGGCAGUCGUCCAGAUACUACGGCAUCAAACGACCUUACAACGCCGCCGAUGUCGUGUCUAAACGCGGCUCGCAACAUUAUUCCUACCCCAGCUCCGUCAUGGCGCGAAAGCUUUUCAAUCUCGUCAAGGAAAGGGGGGCUGAAGGGAAGCCGAUUCACACAAUGGGCGCCAUCGACCCCGUUCAAAUGACGCAGCAGGCACCCCAUCAAGAGGUCCUCUACAUCUCGGGCUGGGCCUGCUCCUCCCUCCUUACCUCUACCAACGAAGUGUCCCCAGAUUUCGGCGAUUACCCUUACAACACUGUCCCGAACCAGGUCCAGCGUCUCGCGAAAGCCCAAUCGAUGCACGACCGGAAACAGUGGGACGCCCGCCGGAAGCUGACGCCCGAGGAGCGCGCAAAGACCCCAUACGUCGACUACCUGCGGCCCAUCAUCGCCGACGGUGACACGGGUCACGGCGGCCUGUCUGCCGUCCUCAAGCUUGCCAAGCUGUUUGCCGAGAACGGGGCUGCGGCGGUGCACUUUGAGGAUCAGCUUCACGGCGGGAAGAAGUGCGGGCACUUGGCGGGCAAGGUCCUGGUGCCCAUUGGGGAGCACAUCAACCGCCUGAACGCCGCCCGCUUCCAGUGGGACGUUAUGGGCUGCGAGAACCUCGUUAUUGCCCGCACCGACUCGGAGAGCGGAAAACUCAUUAGUAGCGCCAUUGACGUGCGCGACCACGAGUUCAUACUCGGCGUCACAGAUCCGAGCCUUGAACCCCUUGCUGAGACCAUCCAGGCCAUGGAGGCCAAGGGCGCCCCUGGUUCUGAGAUCGACGCCUUCGAGGCAAACUGGGUCAGGGUCACGAAAUUAGUCACCUUCGACGAGGCCGCCGUAGCACACAUGCACAAGGAGGGCGUGUCCCAGGAAAAUAUUGAUGCCUACCUCGAAGCCGUGCACUCGAACCGCGACAUCGGUAUCACCCAGCGUCGCAAGCUCGCGAACGAGCACACAUCGACCCCGGUCUACUUCUCGUGGGAUGUCCCCCGCACGCGCGAGGGUUUCUACCACUACCGCGCCGGCAUGGACGCCGCAACGAAGCGCGCCAUUGCUUUUGGGCCGUAUGCGGACCUCCUCUGGGUAGAGACGGGCGACCCCAACGUCGAGGUGGCGUCGAAGCUCGCCAGAGCUGUGCGUGAGGUAUAUCCAGGCAAGGGCUUGGUCUACAACCUCAGCCCUUCCUUCAACUGGAUGGCACACGGCUUCACAGACGAGACCCUCAAGAGCUUCAUAUGGGACAUUGCCAAAGAAGGCUUCGUGCUGCAGCUCAUCUCCCUGGCCGGUCUCCACUCGAACGCAACCAUCACGAACGAGCUCGCGAGGGAAUUCAAGAAGGACGGCAUGCUGGCAUACGUCAACAUUGUGCAGAGACGCGAGAAGGAGAGCGGCUGCGAUGUCUUGACGCACCAGAAAUGGAGCGGUGCAAGUUACAUUGACGGCAUCUUGGGAGCGAUCCAGAGCGGUAGCUCAAGCAGUAAGAGCAUGGGUGAGGGAAACACUGAGAGCCAAUUCCAUUGA
Colletotrichum graminicola M1.001 is the source of this 1800-nucleotide messenger RNA. Its product is annotated as isocitrate lyase family protein. Gene Ontology annotation, molecular function: isocitrate lyase activity; methylisocitrate lyase activity. The transcript has 2 exons. Gene Ontology annotation, cellular component: mitochondrial matrix. Bases 1 to 1800 code for a protein of 599 amino acids. The record is from RefSeq and is a predicted model, not a curated record. NCBI's taxonomy places the organism in Eukaryota, Fungi, Ascomycota, Sordariomycetes, Glomerellales, Glomerellaceae.